AUGUUUGAAGACAGCUACAUCGAGCGCAAGAUCGACUUUGUCACGGGUCAUACUGGUAGUAAUGUCUGGGAUAUCACUCAAGUGACGUUGGUCGCUCCCGCUGCCGCUCUGCUCUGGGCUGUUCUUCAGACCAGACAGAAAUUCUUCGACCCUUACACGACAUCAUCGUUGUUGACUGAUUUCUUGCUCCAAGUCGGGGCUAUCCUGUUCGCAGUCACAGCGUAUGCUGACAACCCUACUGUCUUGAUUGGAUUGCUUCUGGUUCCUGCGAUUGGCACUGUUGUUAAUGGCGACAAUAUCGAACAUAGAUUCAGCAAGCCGGCAAAGCCUCCUGUCAAAGAGGAUGAUGCUGCUGGACCCCCAGAGCCUGUUGAUCAGGUUCCCAUCAAGCCUUUCAUCACCACCUACAGAGGUGCCAUGAUGAUCAUCACCUGCAUCUCCAUCUUGGCUGUAGAUUUCCCUGUAUUCCCUCGUCGUUUUGCCAAGGUUGAGAACUGGGGUGUUUCUCUCAUGGAUCUUGGUGUUGGUUCCUUCGUUUUCGGUGCUGGCUUGGUCUACGCUCGUCAAGCUCUCAAGGAGGAGGAUGAGAAUGCACCCAAGGUCAGCUUCGCCGCCAAGAUGAACUCUGCAGUUAUGCACUCUUUGCCCAUGCUCGCUCUGGGGUUCCUCCGUCUUUGGACUGUCAAGGGUCUUGAGUACCAGGAGCACGUUACCGAAUACGGUGUACACUGGAACUUCUUCUUCACUCUUGGACUUCUGCCCAUCUUUGUCACUAUUCUCCAACCGGUCAUCAAGUAUAUCCCGUCGUACGGCGCUCUCGGCUUCGCACUACUCGUUCCUUACGAAAUGCUGUACACCUUCACGGAUCUUGGCAUGUACAUGUUCAUGGCACCCAGAGACGACUUCAUCUCUGCCAACCGCGAAGGCAUUUUCUCUUUCCUUGGUUACCUCGCUAUCUUCAUCGUCGGACAAGGCAUCGGUAUGGAAGCACUUCGCCGCGAUGUCAACGCUGCCACUCCUAUAACUCAAAACGAUGAGUGGCACAACUCGAUGCUCAAGCUUGCAAAGUGGACUGGUCUCUGGAUUGUCAUGUACGUCUUCCUGACAUGGCACUACGGCCCUCGCUUGACUUCUUCUCGUCGUCUGGCGAAUCUGCCUUACCUCGCAUGGGUCGCAGCCUUCAACUGUGGACAGCUUCUCCUCUUCCGUGUCAUCGAGGGUCUUCUCUUCCCUCUUCUGUACACCUCCCGCGAUAGAAAGGUCGAGCAAGAGCGCGUCAAGAAGGCUACCAGCAAGGUGCUCCACGCCUUCAACCGCAACGGACUGGCCAUCUUCUGCCUCGCGAAUCUCUUGACUGGACUUGUCAACAUGACUAUGCCAACUUUGGAUAUGAACGACUACCAGGCCAUUGCCGUCCUGAUCAGUUACAUGAGCAUUCUGACUGGAGUUGGUCUGUUCCUGGAUCAGCGCAACAUUACCAUCAAGCUGUAA
Molecule: messenger RNA, 1491 nt
Organism: Aureobasidium namibiae CBS 147.97
Lineage: Eukaryota; Fungi; Ascomycota; Dothideomycetes; Dothideales; Saccotheciaceae
Product: GPI-anchored wall transfer protein 1
Exons: 3
Coding region: 1-1491 (496 amino acids)
Biological process (GO): protein localization to plasma membrane; GPI anchor biosynthetic process
Cellular component (GO): membrane; endoplasmic reticulum
Molecular function (GO): glucosaminyl-phosphatidylinositol O-acyltransferase activity
Source: RefSeq, a predicted model, not a curated record